AUGUUUCCUCGUGUUCCUCCCGGGACUCCUCCUCCUGCAUAUAGCCGUGCAUCGCCGCCACCACCUUUCUAUUUUCCACCAACUCAAGGUGACGAGGUGGAGAUUGUGGAGCCUCCUUCACCGUCUGUAAGUGAGAUGGAAGUUCAAAUUUUUGGCCACCCAAUCGCACCAGUUCACACACCCCACACUCCCUAUUCCAGUCUUUCUCGUCCCUCAACACCUGUCAUUCCUUUGCGCGAAGUGCGCUCUACUUUCGAAAUGCCCAUCAUUCCUUCACACACACACACUGUCCCUUCCCAUAUACCCGUUAUUCCCCCUCGGUCCUCCACUCCCAUCAUCCGCUCCAGCACGCCCAUCAUUCCUUUGCGUGAAGCGCCCAAUCCUUUUGACACGCCCAUCGUUCGUUCACACGGACACACUGUCACCUCUCAGAUACCCAUCAUUCCCUCUCGGGAACGUAUACCCAUCCCAACAACCCCGAUUGGUCCCCCCACGCCAAUACCUCAACCAAAGCGGACUCGAACAACAGCGCCGUGUGUCAUUACCCCAACAACGCGAACAUCAACACCUCGCACACCUCUUCCUUCUCAACCUCUUGCACCAGUCGAGGACAACACCACUGAAACCCUGCCUGCCGAGUACGAGAUCAUGGUUUGGCCUGUCAAACCAACUCGAAAGGCUGCCGGCACUGGUCGCACUAAGAAGCCUGCUGCCAGGGUGGACCCCCAUGGUCUCGGCCCUGGGCUGGCUGAUGUUGGUAUGGAGUGGGAGUCUUUUUUGGAGGUUAUUGCUGAUGUUCUCGAGACGGACCCGACUUUCCUUUUUGUUGACAGCAUGGAGUGGCGCUGGGUUAAGCCAGCCAACUCUAUGUUCUUGCCUCUGCGUUCCCGAUUAGCCUAUGUUUCAAUGAUAAAGCAGCUCAAGGCUCCUCCGAAGAAUGUCUCAGGUAGUUACAUUAUUGUUCGUAUGGAUGAACCUGUUAAGAAACCAGUUGAUCGGACCAAGCCCUGGAAUUCCUCCAACUCGGGGACUGCUGCUGUUGAGGAGGAUAGCCUGUCUGAUGUCGACGAUGGUCUUCCUCGAAAAAAACCUCGAUUCGAUGACCAGGUAGAUGACUUGGUUCAGCAAAUCGAAGCGAAGUACCCAGCUGGUACUUGUGUUGUCCACCCCGAUGUCGAGUGCUUCCACCACCGCCCAACGGAUUGCCAUUUUGAGCUUACGCGGAUAACCAAGGUUGCGUGGGCUGCUCACAUUCGGAAAGGGGACGCUUCACUCAUGUGUCCCCCUCUAGCCUCAAAUCACUUCAAAGCAAAGAAAGGCAUGAAGGUUCCGAAGACCCCAGUAGCAGGCCCAUCUACUCCCAUAUCUCCACCUGAUUCUCACUCCUCUAUCACUCCUUCUGCUCCUCAUCCCCACAUGUUCCCAUAUCCAUACACUCAACCUCCAAUGCCCUAUCCUUACCCUUUCCCGAUGCCACCUCCAGCUCCACACUAUGGCUAUCCUCCUGGUUAUCCACCAUACUUUGGUCAUGGACCUCCCCACUCAUUGCCCUCUCCCUCUCGUCACCGACAUGGAAACUCCUCACCACCACAUGGUUCUCGACACCAAUCUGGUGAUGGGAGAUCCUCUCCUCCCAUACCUGGGGGCUCAGUCGAGGAAUUUUGCAUGAAGUAUAAUUUUCCAGCGUCCAUCCGUGACUCGCUAACUGAGAUGGGCUUUGAGAUUGGUGACGAUCUCUCAGCUUUGAAGGAUUCCCAGUGGGAGCAUGCUUCUAUCCCCCCACUCGCAGUCAAUCGCAUUAUCAAAGCAUAUAGUAAGUAUAAGAAGUUCUUGCUCGAUGGUAACUAG
Messenger RNA from Laccaria bicolor S238N-H82, 1848 nucleotides. RefSeq lists its product as uncharacterized. Bases 1 to 1848 code for a protein of 615 amino acids. The transcript is spliced from 5 exons. NCBI's taxonomy places the organism in Eukaryota, Fungi, Basidiomycota, Agaricomycetes, Agaricales, Hydnangiaceae. The record is from RefSeq and is a predicted model, not a curated record.